UUCACCCGAAGUCAAACAAUGAAGUUGACUAUGGACUUGGUUUUGGUUCUCAGCCUCCUGGUUGUCACAGUGGCCAGUUCCAGCGGGCAGACAUACAUCACUGGUGAUGCUACAUGUGACAAUCAGAUGUCUUUCUAUGCUGAUGGUGUUCUGUACAGUAAUGCUAAUGAUAACAACUGGCCUCGAUCUUCACCAGUCAGUAUCCCUGGUGAUACCCAAGUUGUUGCUGUAAAAUGUGUAGACCAAGGUGUGGUAGGUGGAAUCAAGCUGGCAUUAAGUAACGGUAUCAAAACUGACGCUACGUGGAAAUGUUCAGCUAAGUAUGAAAAAGGAUGGAAUCUACCUGGAUUUGAUGACGGUGCAUGGGAAAACGCUAUACUUGCAAGUUAUAACUGGGGCUCAAAUCCAUCUUCUCUGAAUGGCAAAGCGGAAUGGAUUUGGACAAGCGGAUAUCGAGGAGAGGAUCUGAUAGUCUAUUGUAGAAGAGUAAUUGUAGUAAAUGGUGGUUGGUCCGAUUGGUCUGAAUGGAGAUCGUAUGGUCCAUGUAAAGCCUGUUGUGGUACUGGUAAAAUAAAGCAAUGGAGGUCAAGAACAUGUACUAACCCCGCCCCUGGACCUGGUGGUGCCGGUUGUGUGGGUUCAAGUUAUCAAUUCAGAACAGCAGAUUGUUUAACCGGGGCCUGUAAAGAUCGAUGCCCAGCAAACACAGUAAAAUAUUUCCCUUACCCAGGCGAUAGAAGGCGAUUUUGUCAAUGUGAUAACCGCGUUGCAAGACCAAUGAACUGUGCACCUGGUACAGUCUGGAACCAAAAGUACUGGACAUGUGUCCAUGGCUCUGGCUGUGGCAGUGGCAUACUCCUCACAGCUGACCAAACUGAUUGUACUAAAUUCUAUAAAUGUGUUCUCGGUCUACCCGUUGGAGACGCAGUUUCUUGUCCAGAUGGCCUAGCUUUCAACCCUUACUCAGGAAACUGUGAUUUCAUUGCCAGCGUUCUCGAAUGUUAAGGAAUACACGACUCAUUUCCUAUGGUUCAACGAAACAUACCCUCGUUAUAGCUAAACUAAUUGUUUAUUCAUUUAUGAUUUAAGCUUAAUUAUUAUUAUAGUUUUAAUUUUAAGUCUACAUUUUUUUUCUGAUCGAUCACUGUUUAAAUUAGGUUUUAAGCGCCUGUAGAUACUAGAAAUAUGUUGAUUUUGUA
This is a messenger RNA of Patella vulgata (common limpet), 1199 nucleotides long. RefSeq names its product SCO-spondin. Lineage: Eukaryota; Metazoa; Mollusca; Gastropoda; Patellidae. The record is from RefSeq and is a predicted model, not a curated record. Bases 19 to 1005 code for a protein of 328 amino acids. The transcript has 6 exons. Gene Ontology annotation, cellular component: extracellular region. Gene Ontology annotation, molecular function: chitin binding.